CACAAAACAGAAUAUCUGGGGAAACUGCUCUCCUGGAGAGCAGUGGAAAAAGCAGAGAAAGGAAUCCUAAAGUGAAAGGAAGAAGACCUUCAUGCAAACACAUCUUCCGAAAUUUCAUGAGGAAAAGGCCACUGUUGCCAUAUCCAAAAAUAAAGAUAGCAAAAGGAGAUAUUUGCCUUGGAUAUAUAUAAGACAACAGAACCCUUGGAGAACCACCUUCUGUUUCAUAUUGGCCUUGAGGUGAGGUGUGGACAAUGGGAAGAAAUCUCAGUAACAGGCAAGCUUUGUCUUAUUUUCUAUAUCUGUGCAUGUAUUUAUCAAUAUGUGAGUCCAUCCACUAUUCAGUGCUUGAGGAAAAGAAAGGUGGAUCCCUGGUGGCUAACGUGCUGAAGGAUUUGAAAGUGGAUGUAAGGGAAUUGUCUGUUCGUAGAGCCCAGUUGGUUAGUAAGAGCUCCAAGCAGUAUUUUGAGCUGGAUCUUCAUUCUGGGGAUAUGGUUAUAAAGGAUAAAAUAGAUCGAGAAACUUUGUGUGGUCAGACUGAUCCUUGCAUCUUACUUUCAGAAAUCAUACUAGAAAACCCUCUGCAGUUGUACAGAAUCAAAGUUCAAAUUGAGGAUGUGAAUGACAAUUCCCCCAAAUUCUCUAAAAAACAAUUCUUGUUUGAAAUACCAGAAUUUGUACCUAGAAAUACUCGAUUCCCUGUGGAACUAGCUCAGGAUUUAGACAAAGGAGAAAAUGCUGUUCAGAACUACACACUUAGUCCUAAUGAACAUUUUAGGCUGGAUAUACAGAACCACAGUGAUGGCAGCAAAUAUGCAGAACUAGUAUUGGAAAAGCCAUUAGAUCGUGAGAAGGACCCACAAUUGUUCCUAAUUCUGUCAGCUGUGGAUGGAGGGAUACCAAAGAGAACUGGCACAGCACAAAUAAUCAUUGAUGUUCUAGAUGCCAAUGAUAAUUUCCCUCAGUUUGGACAAUCUGUGUAUCACGUGAAACUUACAGAAAAUAGUAUGGUGGACACACUGGUCACUAAAGUUGAAGCCAGCGAUAGGGAUAUUGGGUCCAAUGCUCAGAUCACUUAUUCAUUCAGCCAGGCAACAGAAAAUGUGUUCAGAGCAUUCAAGCUGAAUAAAGAUACUGGAGAUCUUAGUGUUGCAGGUAGAAUAGAUUAUGAGGAAAACAUUCAUUACGAGAUGAAAAUCAGAGCCACAGAUGGAGGAGGCCUCUCAGCUUACUGCAAAGUCAUUGUGGAAGUUGAGGACAGAAAUGACAAUGCCCCAGAAGUCACCAUCUCAUCCAUCACCACUUCUUUAUCCGAGGACUCUCCCCCAGACACAGUGGUGGCUCUCUUCAGUGUCACAGACCAAGACUCUGGGGAGAAUGGCAGAACGGGCUGCGCCAUCAGCACAAACCUACCCUUUAUAUUAAGAGCCAUAGAGAAUAAUUAUUACCAGUUACUGACCCAACAGCCACUGGACAGAGAAAAAGCCUCAGGGUAUAAUAUCACCAUCACAGCUAGUGACCGAGGCACUCCCAAGCUCACCUCAACAAGAAUUAUUAAUGUUCAAAUCUCAGAUGUCAAUGACAACCCACCAGUAUUUCAGAUGCCAUCCUAUGAAAUGCACUUAUGGGAAAACAAUAUUCCAGGUCUGCUGAUAGGUUCGGUCCAUGCUUAUGACCUGGACACAGAGCAGAAUGCCAAAGUGACAUACUCGCUUCUGCCUGGAAAGGUGGGUGAUGUCCCUGCAUCUUCUUACAUCUCCAUCAACUCUGAAACUGGGAACCUCUAUGUCCUCCGAUCUCUGGAUUAUGAGGAGAUAAAAGAGUUUCAAGCAACUGUGAGGGCCGAAGAUUGUGGCUCCCCUCCACUGAACUCAGAAGUGUUUGUCCGAAUUCUGAUUGUGGAUGAAAAUGACAAUGCCCCCUUCAUCCUCUAUCCCCUCCAGAACAGCACCUCCCCAUCCAAUGACUUGGCUCCCCGGGGGUCUGAGGCAGGCUACCUGGUCACCAAAGUGGUGGCAGUGGACAGAGAUUCCGGUCAGAACUCUUGGCUUUCCUAUGAACUGCUGAAGGCCACAGAACCAGGUCUCUUCACUGUGGGGGCCCAGAAUGGAGAAGUGAAAACCAUGAGGCCAGUUAAUAAACGAGACACCUUCAAACAGAAGCUGGUUGUGGUUGUCCAAGAUCAUGGACACCCUGUCCAGUCCACCUCUGCAACCCUCAGUAUUCUUCUGGUGGAAGGCUUUUCUGACCCUUUCAUGAAAAUUAUAGAAAUUCCUAAGGAUGAAGUAGUAGAAGAGGAAGACCGAAGUCUGACUAUGUAUCUAAUCAUAUGCUUGGCAGCCAUCUCAUUUAUUUUCCUGCUUUCUCUAGUAGCAUUUAUCGCUAUCAAGAUUCAGAAACAACGGAAGUUCAUGGGAAACUUUAACUCUGCAAUUAAUUUCCCUGUGGGACCUAAUUUCCAGGACAAUAAUGCGGAUUCCAGUACUGGACCACAUUCCCAGGCUUACAACUAUGAGGUGUGCUUAACGGGUGGGUCUCUGAACAGUGAGUUCAGGUUUCUCAGGCCUCUGUUUCCUGUGUUUUCUGUGGAGCCUCCUAACCCCGAGGUGAAUCCAAUAAAUUCAGCUGGCUGUUCCCAAGAACUCUUCAGUCAUUCAGAGGAAAAUCAAUCUACCAGCCAGGCCAGAGCAUCAGUCUCUGAAGAUUCAGCUCCCAGAUCUGGAGGCCCGGGUUGCACUGUUAAUCAGGCAACAGGUGCAAUUGUCAACUCUGGUCAAAAUGACUGGCUUUCCUAUCAAUAGAUGAGGAUAACCAACUCUGCCUAUCGUUCUAACUCUGUAGGACAAAUUACCAAGAAACGAAGCAUCAUGUAAAAACUGAAUUCCCAGCUCAAAAGCAAUGGAGCUUUCUCGGACUAAAACAAAAGACAUCAGGCAUCUGAAAGUUUUCCUCUGCAAGCCAAGUCCUCUUGCUCAGCUUCCAUACAUGUCAAUAGAGCUUUUGCAGCACUGGAGCAUACAGAUGGCUUGUGCCCAUACAGUUGUCUGGUGUACCACUGCUUAUUUUUUUCUGCUUUGUAGGAUGUUAAAAUAGACUGCUGCUUUUUUGAUCUAGUUGUUAAGAAAACAUAGGAGACCCUGUUGCAUGCUUUCUUGCAAUUCUUCCGAAUCCUAAAUUUAUGAUUGAUUCUGAGAAUGUUGCUGCUUUUCUUAAGUUAUUUUCAAUGGUUAUAGCAAUCUCUUAGAAAUUCCAUUCACUGAAGAAGAACCAGUGCACAAAGACAGUGAUGACAUUGUUGCUAGUAUCCUGUACCUCCUUGAAAGUGUUGGCAAGCCAAGUGAAUGGGUAUAGAUAUUAAGAAUAAAAAAGCAUGACCACAAUCCACUGGGAAGUUCCCUUAGACAAGCCCCACUGAAAGAAAUGGGAGCUGUUCAAGAGAAUCGUAGUUCUCUCAUUCAUUUCAAUAUGGUUUGUAUAGAACAAUUUCUUAAUUGAGUGUAUACAUAAUUUCCUAGUCAUAUUUAGAGUUUGUGUGUGCACUUUUCUAAGUGCUUGAUUCUGUUUUCGCCUAUGAAAGAAGUGCUAGCCACUUCUUUCUCGUAGUAUCUACACACUGCGCACACACACAUUCACUGAAAUUUAACUCUUCCUCUUUUCCUGUGAUUGACACCAAAUGUGUAACUCACACUAAGAAAAAUGUUGCAAGCUAAUCAAUACUUCUUUACAGUGAUUCAAGAACAAUAAAGGAUGCUGAAUUUGAAAAGGACAUUUUGCCCAACUAUAUAUGACAUGUUCAAGAGGGCAGAAGAAGUUACUCUCAGCCAUAUCCUUUGAAGCUAUCUUUUAAUGCGGGUUCACUUAUGGUGUUUGGCAAUAUUCCGAUGGUAACUAAAUUGGAUUUAACACCAAACUGAUGCUGAUCUCUAGCAGCAUAAAGGACUGUAAACUGAACUGUAAACCUUUGGUAAAGCAUUACUGUAAACUCACCUGUAAAAACAAAUUAUGGAUUAUAUGAGAAUGUGCUUUCACAGUUAUGGCCAUGUGGUUGUGUGGUAUGGAAUAGAGGUUUUUUGUUAUUUGUUAUUUUGUAAACCUUUGUAUUUAGGGAAUUAUACUAUAUUCAGAUAAUGGUGAAAAUUCACAAUGGUAACACAUUUUGAGAUCUAUGAAUAAAAGAGAAUAGCAAGUAGUAUUAUAAUCAAAUAUUGGUUUAAAGCUUAGGUAUUAAUGAGUGCAAUGCACAACCAACUGGAAUAAACAGGAAAAUAUACUGGGCAGGAUCCAGAUCAAGUCCCAUUAAAAUUAAUGACAAUAAACUAAAUUGUCUUAUCCAUUUCAGCGGUGGUCAGUCAAGACCAACUUAGUCUGGAUCUUGUCCACUGAUUUUAAAGAAAGACCAGGGCAAGGUAACACAUAGCUUUAUAGUAUUUUAAGGUCUGGAAAAUGCUUUCUUUUUAUGUGGUCAUCUUUUUGUUAUGAGAAGGUAGAAGAAAUACUUUACUGUGUACUUUUCAAUAUUGUUUGUGAGAUUUUAAUAUCAUGUUAUGAUGUUCAUUAGAUAAUAAAAACACUUUCUAAAAACUGUAAA
Molecule: messenger RNA, 4588 nt
Organism: Hemicordylus capensis (graceful crag lizard)
Lineage: Eukaryota; Metazoa; Chordata; Lepidosauria; Squamata; Cordylidae
Product: protocadherin beta-16-like
Exons: 2
Coding region: 255-2801 (848 amino acids)
Biological process (GO): homophilic cell-cell adhesion
Cellular component (GO): plasma membrane
Molecular function (GO): calcium ion binding
Source: RefSeq, a predicted model, not a curated record